Ruditapes philippinarum (Manila clam) is the source of this 864-nucleotide messenger RNA. RefSeq lists its product as uncharacterized. The transcript is spliced from 3 exons. The record is from RefSeq and is a predicted model, not a curated record. Bases 1 to 864 code for a protein of 287 amino acids. NCBI's taxonomy places the organism in Eukaryota, Metazoa, Mollusca, Bivalvia, Venerida, Veneridae.
AUGCGGGAACGUUUCGGAGAAAAUAGCAGGGUUUUAUUAAUUACGCCUUUAUCUGAAAGUGAUAAACGAAAAAGAAAGAAAAAGGAUGUGGAUGCUGCAGAAGAAGGUACAGUAAUUGAGCAAAAUACAGGGAUUGAGGAUAAUGACAUUGUAACUCCCAAAAAGAAAAAGAAACACCAAAAAGAAGUGGCUGAACUGAGUCAGGACGGUCUUUCUGACACACUAAAACAUGAUAAGGAUAAUUUGUCAGUAAAUGGUACAUUAGAAGAAGAAUCACCUAGAAAAAGUAAGAAGAAACAUAAAAAAGAAAAGAGGAAGAUAACUGAGGAAGAUGUAAGUUUAGUUAAUGGUGCGUUAGAUAUAGACGACAGUAUUGCUUCAUUGACGUCUUGUGAACCGUUAUUUACUAGCACACAGGUUGACGACGUCAAUAAUAACGAGGGAGGUAAAAAGAAGAGCAAGAAGCACAAAAAGAAACAUAAAGUUUUAAAUGAUACAAACGAUAGUGAAAUUGAUCCUGAUAGUUUACUUCAGAGCGACAGUCUUGAUCCUACAACCGAGUGUUCAAUUAAUGAAAGUGAAUUGACAGAUUCUAAACAUGAAAUUGAAAAUAAGCAUAAGAAAUCCAGGAAGAGAACUCAUGGGGAGAGUAAUUUUACAUUAAUAAAAGAAAAGAUUGUUAAACAGGAUUUGGACUUUGCUGAACCAAGUCCGAUAAAGAAACUAAAAAAGCAAAAAAAAGUUGUGGAAAUAGACAUGGACAGUUCAGCAGAUUUUGAAGACACUUCUAAAAGCAUUUAUUUUGCGAUCAAGUUCCUGGAAGAAAAGGGCGCUGUCCUCGGAGCUCUAGUUUGCAUAUUUUGA